AUGGCGACCUCCAUGGAGUUUGGAGGCUGGCGCGAGCAGUUGUCUAAACAUCCACUUUGUAAAGCACUUAAAGAAAAUAACGCUAAAGACUCUGCUCAUAAAAAUGCCACUGAUUCCAAAAGUAUAUUCUGUAUUAAUGGCAGCGAUCUCUUUGUAUGGGAUAGCUCAGACAAAUGUCUGCUUCAUUGCAAUUUGAAAACAUUGCAAAAAAACAGUGAGGUUGAAAAAGUUGUUGACAAAAUUGAUCAACUAAGGUUGGGGAAAAAAACUGAAGAAUCUUAUCAUUAUCAGAAACUGUUGCUUAAUGAUAUUGUUUCGUUUGAUGUGGAAGGCAUCAGAGUUAACUCUUGUGGAAGCUAUAUUGUCGUUUGGGGGCAUCAUGGCAUUAGAGUUGUGCAAUUACCCAGUAAAUGGGGAAAAAAUUCUAUGUUUGAAGGUGGAAAAAAGGAAGCUAUUCCUUGCAGGACAAUCAAAAUAGGAGAACGCUACUUCACUGGACAUAAAAAUCUCAGCAUUCGUCAGGUAUCAUGGCAUCCAGGCAGCAAAACAGACUCCCACUUUACUCUACUUACAACAGAUAAUAUGUUCAGCGUCUAUAAUUUAAGUGAACCAGAUGAACCAUCAAGUAUUAUAAACAUCAACACAGGGGAAAUCAAUCCUACCUACUCACCCAGUAAAUCUUUUGUUGCCCCUGUUCUUGGAGAAACUGCAGUGGCAUUUGACUUUGGCAAACCUAUUGAGGUGCAACCACGUCAGAAGAGGUUCUCAUGUCAAAACCUUGAAGUCUGGCCUGUUUACUGUGUCAGAGGAAAUGGAGACGUUUUGAUUUUAUACUCUCAUUUAUCUAAUGUACGGCCAGUUAGGUUUCCAGUUCAAGGUCCUCUUACAAUGAACCCCCCUGCAGAUGAUAACUAUGGUGUAGACGCAUGCUCCAUUGUCUGUCUGCCCACCUCAUUCCCAGUCAUCAUCAUCAGCACUAUGGAGGGUAGAGUCCAUCAUUGUGUCCAGUUGCCCGGUGCAGCGGAGGAUGAAUCUGAGCAGGAGUUCCCCAACACCUCAUCACUCUAUGACUGUCCACCAGAGCCAUCUCUCUACGUUAUUGAAACUGCUGAACUAGACUUGUGUCUAAGUGUGCCAAAGUUUGAGGAGGAUUCAUCUCUAGACAAUGACUUUAUGUGUCCUGUCCAUCUCAAAAAAGAUCCCAGCUGCCCAGACCGUUACCUCUGUGCCCAUGCUGCUGGAGUCCACUGUGUAGCCCUGCCCUGGCUGACAGCAGUGCAGAAUUUUUUCUUAGAAGAAGAUGAAGACCUGUGUAUGCCAGAGGAAAAAGAAUGUAUUAUAGAACAUUUGGUUUGUACCAAGCCGUUGUAUAGCUGUCCAACAUCUCCCAUACUUGGUGUCGACACUGUGACUGAUCCACUGUUAGGGACUACUCUCUUGGUGCUUACUUGUGACUAUGAAUUUACUGCACUUCCAAUGGGACUUCAUUAUAAACUUUACCCCAGCCACUCAGAGUCAUCUUCUCUCAACUCUUCAAAAGUGCAGCCUCGUAAUCUAGAACCAUUUAGUCACCAAGUCAAACAGAUCCUGCUAAAGAAAGAUUCCCAUCCUUUGUUAAAAUCCAGUAAUACAACUGAACAGAGCCAGAAGAAUUGUUUCAGGAUGUUGAUUCAGGCAACACAGAUUCUAAGACAGGAAUAUAUUCCUAGAAUAGUUAAAGCCAAACAGGCUAUUGAUGCUAGAGUAGCUUUAUUAAAGAAUCAUAAAACAUAUCACCUGGAGGACAUCAAGAGGCUGAUUGAGGCAAGCCAAGAGCUGAGAGAACAUGCUGGCGUUAUAGCUGAUCGAUUAGAGACCACCAAAGAAAACCAUGAGAGGCUCUUCAAACGACUUGACUCUGUUGUGCAUAAGCUACAAAACAAUGUGCCGGUACUAAGUGACGCUGAGAAACAGAUGAUCAGGGAACUCAAUAGAAUUAAAGACAACAUUCAGAUCUAUGAGCAGAGCAUACAACAAGUGAAAUCAAAGCAAGAGCUACAAGAUAAACAAAUGAAUCGGGCUAACAAAAGCUCUGGCCCAUUUCUCCAUCAGAGUCAACUGGGCCACAUUCAUGGCGUUUUGAAGGAAGAAGGAGAUGACAUUGAAGAAUUGAGGAAAGAAGUAACUCGGCUCAACUUAACUCUAAGUUAAUGAAUACCAGCUGUUUACAUUCUGAUGUAAACAUAGAAUGUAUAUUAAAAUAUUUGAUAUCCUGUA
Molecule: messenger RNA, 2256 nt
Organism: Biomphalaria glabrata
Lineage: Eukaryota; Metazoa; Mollusca; Gastropoda; Planorbidae
Product: nucleoporin 88-like
Exons: 15
Coding region: 1-2190 (729 amino acids)
Biological process (GO): protein import into nucleus; mRNA export from nucleus; ribosomal small subunit export from nucleus
Cellular component (GO): nuclear pore
Molecular function (GO): protein binding; structural constituent of nuclear pore
Source: RefSeq, a predicted model, not a curated record